Molecule: messenger RNA, 581 nt
Organism: Cydia strobilella
Lineage: Eukaryota; Metazoa; Arthropoda; Insecta; Lepidoptera; Tortricidae
Gene: CPG17
Exons: 3
Coding region: 83-514 (143 amino acids)
Source: RefSeq, a predicted model, not a curated record
UUUUCGAUGGUAUUUAAGCCACGGUGGAAAUUAAAAUUGCAUAGUUCCAAACAAGAUUAGACACUGUCAAUACCUCAUAAAAAUGGUCAAGUUUUUGAUAAUUAUGGCGACGUUAGUGGCUGCGGCUCUAGCUUACCCUGGUGGCGGUCACGACUACGAUGGCCACGAUAGUUACGGCCACAAAGGCGGCUACGGAAGCGACGGCGACGAUAGUCACGGCCACGAAGACGGCCACGGAGGUCCUGAAGGGAGCCACGGAAGCCACGGAGACGAUAGUCACGGCCACGAAGACGGCCACGGAGGUCCUGAAGACGGAAGCCACGGCGACGAUAGUCACGGCCACGAAGACGGCCACGGAGGUCCUGAAGGGAGCCACGGAAGCCACGGCGACGAUAGUCACGGCCACGAAGACGGCCACGGAGGUCUUGAAGGUAGCCACGGAAGCCACAGCAAUUUUGGUGGCCAAGGCCAACACACCCAUAAAGACGAUAGCGGAUAUGGACAUGAUCAUUAAAUUUUCUUGUUUGUGGAAUUGUGUAUGUUUGUUUAAAAAUAGUGAUAUCGAUCGACUUUUACUUCUG